GUUCCUUUUCGGCCUUUCCCUUUCCCCAAUCGUCCUCUUUUAUUCCAGUUUCUGUUUAGGGCUUGUCGCCUCUUAUUCCUAUUUCAUCUCCUCCUUUUAAAUGUUUAAGAUUAAGAUUAAGAAUACUAUUCGUUCAUUCAUUAGCAUAGUAAUACUAUUAUACUAAUACUUGGAUCCCAAUUUAUUUAGGACUACUUCUUCCUUCUCUAUGCCGCGCCAUCUAUUCAUAUUCUGCAGUUGGAGUAUUUUAAUUGCCUUUUAUGUGUUCCUGAGUCCUUUGGGUUUGGGCAUUGAUCUUUUCCUCCCUCAUUUCUUCUGUAGUGUGGUUUAUAAGAUAUAAUAAUAAUAAUAAUGGGAAAAAGGUUAAAAAAGAAGGCGGCUCGUAAAGAGAAGGACAAAGAGAAGCGUGGUUUUGCCCUUUCUCCAAAACCCAUUCAUGAAGAAGAUAGUCAGAGCUCUGUAGUUGCCGAUGAUGCGAACGUCGUGCAGAAGGACCGGAGAGUUUGUGUCCAUCUUGAGAAUGCUGUUGAUCUCGAGUGCGUCUUAUCCAAUAUUGAAUCUGCCGACUCUACUUGCUGUGAGUAUUGCAGAGAGAGCGUCAAAGACCGGAAGCCUGGUAAAGGGAAGAAUAAAUUGGGUAAGAAGAAGGGCGCUUCAGAAUCUAAAGCCACGUGGGUUUGUUUACAAUGUGGAAAAUUUUUGUGUGGAGGUGUUGGCUUUCCAAAUAGCCCUCAAAGUCAUGCGCUUAGACAUGUGAGACAGAGUCGCCAUCCUCUGGUGAUUCAAGUAGAAAAUCCUCAUUUAAGAUGGUGUUUUUCUUGCAGCACACUUCUUGCUGUGGAGAAAGCCGAGGAUUCAGCUGAGCAGGAAGACGGUUUGUUGGAUAUUGUCAAAUUAUUGAAAAAGAAAUUUCCAAAAACGCCUUCAGUUGAUGUGGAAGAUAUCUGGUUUGGAAGUGGAAAUGUUGUCAGUGAUGUAAAAUCGGAAAACAAAGUAGUCAGUGUGGCGAAUGGUAAAGAUUUCAAUUUGAUUAGAGGGUUGGUGAAUCUCGGGAACACCUGUUUUUUUAAUUCUGUCAUGCAGAAUCUUCUGGCAAUGAAUAUAUUACGGGAAUAUUUACUGAAAUUUGAGGGGUCCAUGGGUCCGUUGACGAAUGCUUUAAAGAAAAUUUUUGUUGAAAUUAGCCUUGAGUACGGUGUUAAAAACGUUAUAAACCCCAAAUCACUAUUUGGAUCUGUUUGCGCAAAAGCUCCUCAGUUUAGGGGAGGUGACCAACAAGAUAGUCAUGAAUUGCUGCGUUAUUUGCUUGAUGGGAUGUCCUCUGAAGAGUUGUAUGCAAACAAAUCAAAAAGUUCUUUCCCUGAACAAGAAAAAUCUCCUUUUGCAAGUGCAACAUUUGUGGAUGCCAUAUUUGGGGGACAAACAUCAAGCACUGUCUGCUGUGUUGAAUGUGGGCAUUCUUCAGUGGUGUAUGAGCCUUUCCUGGACCUGUCCCUUCCUGUGCCAACAAAGAAACCUCUCUCAAAGAAGGUUCAACCAGUGGCUCGCACGAAGAAAAAGCUGCCUCCCAAAAGAGGGGGUAAAGCUCGCCCUAAACCGAGUAAAAAUGGAGAUGUGGGGAUUGCUCCUAGUUGCUGCAACACUUCAAGCAGCACUUGUUCUUCCUCGGGUUUGAAGGGUAAUUCUCUAGGCUGUGCUUCAUCAGCAGACCUUGUUGAACCCAGUAGUGUGGUACAUGGAAAUUCAAAGGUGACUCAGGGUAGUGACUCCAAUGAUGCUGACUAUGUUGGUGCUCAAGUGCCACAUCGUGUUUCUCAGGAUGCUGAUGAUAUGUCAUGGUUGGAUUUUAUAGAACCAGUGCCUCAAGGAGAUGAUCGCCAAAAAACUGAUAGCUUGUGUUGGUUGGAUUUUGUUGGACCUGGAUUGUUGUCACAUGAUCCCAGUUUGGCUGUUGAGUGUGAGAAUUUUUCUGUUACUCAAGAUCUUAGAAGCGAGGGUGGCAAUUACGACACUGUUUCUUUGCAAGAUACAACUAUGUCAAGUAUUGAAGCUAAUUUGUCACAAGAUUCUGAAACAAAUGGUGACAAUUUCGAAGAUGUUUUUGAGCCUGCCAAGUCGAGUGGUGAAGUUAGUGUGCACCUUAGGGCUGUGAAUCAUAAUUUGGAAUCCACAGUUAAUGCCUGCUCUUUAGAGCAUCCAUUGCAGGUGCAGAGCAAUGCAAUACUGUUGCUUACCUACAAGGAAGAUGGUACAACUGAAGGGGAAGGGUUGAAGAUAGAUAAGGAAAUCUCUUCAUCAGUUGUAGGUUAUGGAGAAGAUACUUUGGGUUUUGAUGGCCUUGGUGAUUUGUUCAAUGAGCCUGAGGUUGUCGAGACAGGUGUGAAAAAUAUCCAGGUAGGUGAACAUUUGGGGAAUGGCUUUCUAGUGGGGAACAAUACCGAGUCUGAUCCAGAUGAGGUUGAUGAUACAACUUCAUCAGUAUCUGUGGAGAGUUGUUUAGCACAUUUCAUAAAGCCUGAGCUUCUGUGUGGUGAGCAUGCUUGGCAUUGCGAAAAUUGUUCAAAACUUUUUAAUGAGCGAAGGGGGAGAAUGGAGAAAAACCGGUCAGAAACCUUGACAGACAUAUCCAAUGACAAAUGUUGGAGCUCUGAAGUUUUGCCAGCAAGUGAUGAUCCUAUAGAUUCCUCAAAUGUCUUUUUGGUUAAUCAUAACGAUGUUAACAUUGAGAUGGAUGAGAAACUGAUGAAUUUUGAUGCUAGGCCAAUAAAUGGCAAUGGUCUAAAUUUGCCACAAGGGAAAGAAAAAAUAUGUGUGCCAGAAUGUGCAGAUUUUAGUCCAGCUGUUUCCGUUGGUAAAUCUGUUGAUUUCCAUUGUAAUAAUCAUUUGCCUGAUGAAGGGCCUUCUGGACUUGGUGAGAAACAUGAAUCAAGAGAAGUUGAGGGAGUGGAAGUUGAUUUGAAGUGUGUUAAGGUAAUGAGAGACGCUACUAAACGAAUACUUAUCAGCAAGAGUCCUUCAAUUUUGACUAUUCACUUAAAACGAUUUCGACAAGAUGCUGUUGGCCGUCUAAAUAAACUGAAUGGCCAUGUUGUCUUUAAGGAAUUUCUUGACGUUGGACCUUUUAUGGAUUACAGGUCCACAGAGAGAGACAAUUGCAUUUAUCGUUUGAUUGGAGUGGUGGUGCAUUCCGGAACAAUGAGAAAUGGGCAUUAUGUGGCGUAUGUACGAGGAAAUGAUAGGCAAAGAGGAAGAUCAGAAGAAGAAAAUGGAGAGGGUCAUUCUGUAUGGUAUUAUGCGAGUGAUGCAUGUGUUCGUGUAACAAAUUUGGAGGAGGUUCUCCGCUGUGAAGCUUACAUUCUGUUUUACGAGAAAGUGAAGCCUUGAUGAAGGUACUUCUUUUUUGGUUAAAAAAUUUGUGUUCCAUUUCUUUCGCUUAGGGAGAUGAGGAAAUUUAAUUUAAAGAGAAGACAGAAAUGGUGGAUGAAAGAGAAUGAGAUUGAGAAUCAAGAUGCCCAUUUUUGGAUUUGGUAUGUGUUGGUUGGAGAUGGGGAUGGGGAUUGGGAUUGGGAUUGGGAUUGGGAUGGGGACUCAUCACUUUGAAGUUGAUUGAUUAGUUGAUCGCUGAAUAUAAGUUAAUUGUAUUACAUAUUUUACGAAAUUGAAUAUUACAGACAAAUACAAAAUCGUAUUUAUUUAUUGAUAUUGAUCAAAUACGAGCCAAGUGAAUUUUAGUUAGUCACAAGGCUCACAACUUUUGUGGAUGAAUUUAUUCGAUGUAAGAGCCAGUUUUGUUGAUUUUCAGAUUCCAGAUUCCAGA
This is a messenger RNA of Amaranthus tricolor (Joseph's coat), 3817 nucleotides long. Its product is annotated as ubiquitin carboxyl-terminal hydrolase 2. Lineage: Eukaryota; Viridiplantae; Streptophyta; Magnoliopsida; Caryophyllales; Amaranthaceae. Gene Ontology annotation, biological process: protein deubiquitination. The transcript is spliced from 3 exons. Gene Ontology annotation, cellular component: cytosol; nucleus. Bases 352 to 3384 code for a protein of 1010 amino acids. Gene Ontology annotation, molecular function: cysteine-type deubiquitinase activity; zinc ion binding; cysteine-type endopeptidase activity. The record is from RefSeq and is a predicted model, not a curated record.